Molecule: messenger RNA, 3756 nt
Organism: Nannospalax galili (Upper Galilee mountains blind mole rat)
Lineage: Eukaryota; Metazoa; Chordata; Mammalia; Rodentia; Spalacidae
Gene: Trim72
Product: tripartite motif containing 72
Exons: 6
Coding region: 92-1525 (477 amino acids)
Molecular function (GO): zinc ion binding; protein binding
Source: RefSeq, a predicted model, not a curated record
AGGCUGGGGCUCCAGCUAAGGGCUGAUAACUCAGUUUGGGAUUGAGCUGGAGCUUUUGGGUCUCUGAGCGACUUCUUCUCCCAGGCUCGCGAUGUCGGCUGCACCGCGCCUUCUGCACCAGGAGCUAUCCUGCCCUCUGUGCCUGCUGCUGUUCGACGCGCCAGUGACCGCUGAGUGUGGCCACAGUUUCUGCCGUGCCUGCCUGGGCCGCGUGGCCGGCGAGCCUGCGGGGGAUGGCACGGUGCCCUGUCCCUGCUGUCAGGCACCCACGCGGCCGCAGGCGCUCAGCACUAACCUGCAGCUGGCACGCCUCGUGGAGAGUCUGGCGCAAGUGCCCCAAGGCCACUGCGAGGAACACCUAGAUCCACUGAGCAUCUACUGCGAGCAGGACCGCACACUUGUGUGCGGCGUGUGUGCCUCGCUGGGUUCGCACCGCGGCCACAGGCUGCUGCCGGCCGCGGAGGCCCACGCGCGCCUCAAGACACAGCUCCCACAACAGAAGCUGCAGCUGCAGGAGGCUUGUAUGCGCAAGGAGAAGAGUGUGGCUGUGCUGGAGCAUCAGCUGGUAGAGGUGGAGGAGACAGUGCGUCACUUCCGGGGAGCUGUUGGGGAGCAGUUAGGGAAGAUGCGGGUGUUCCUGGCUGCACUAGAAAGCUCUCUGGAUCGUGAAGCAGAACGAGUUCGGGGUGAGGCUGGGGUUGCCUUGAGGCGGGAGCUGGCAAGCCUGAACUCUUACCUGGAGCAACUGCGGCAGAUGGAAAAGGUGCUGGAGGAGGUGGCCGAUAAGCCACAGACAGAGUUCCUGAUGAAAUACUGCCUGGUGACCAGCAGGCUGCAGAAGAUCCUGUCAGAGUCACCACCACCGGCCCGUCUGGACAUCCAGCUGCCUGUCAUUUCAGAUGACUUCAAAUUCCAGGUGUGGAGGAAGAUGUUCCGGGCACUGAUGCCAGCACUGGAGGAACUGACUUUUGACCCCAGCUCUGCGCACCCAAGCCUGGUGGUGUCUCCUUCGGGCCGCCGCGUGGAGUGCUCAGAGCAGAAGGCACCACCCGCGGGAGAGGACAUACGCCAGUUCGACAAAGCGGUGGCAGUGGUGGCACAGCAGCUGCUCGCGGAAGGCGAGCACUACUGGGAAGUGGAGGUGGGCGACAAGCCGCGCUGGGCCCUGGGCGUGAUGGCGGCCGACGCGCCCCGCCGUGGCCGGCUGCACGCGGUCCCCUCCCAGGGCCUGUGGCUGCUCGGCCUGCGAGAGGGCAAGAUCCUGGAGGCGCACGUGGAGGCCAAGGAGCCGCGUGCAUUGCGCACCCCGGAGAGGCGGCCAUCGCGCGUGGGCCUCUACCUCAGCUUCUGUGACGGCGUCCUCUCUUUCUAUGACGCCAGUGACGCUGACGCGCUUGUGCUGCUCUUUGCUUUCCACGAGCGCCUGCCCGGGCCGGUGUACCCCUUCUUCGACGUGUGCUGGCACGACAAGGGCAAGAAUGUCCAGCCACUGCUGCUGGUGGGGCCUGACAGUGAGGACGCCUGAGCCGCGCAGGGAUGGGGAUGGGGCCUGGAGAAGGCGGUGGGCCUUAGGUCGCCUUUGUCAGGCCUGGAGGGGGUCGGGUUGCUAGGGCUGAAGACCAGGCUCAGGGGUGGGUACUGGAGACUAUCCAAGGGUUUUAGGUAUGCAGGCUGGGAUGGAGAGGGGACUGCUGGAGACUGGUGGCGUCAAAAGGAUCCAUAAGGAAGGGAGAUCUAGGCGGCUCAGUGAGGAAAUCCGUUUGGGCCUAAGAGUUCCAGGAAGAAGCGGAGGUUGAGAGAGGCUGAGGAAAGGGGUCACGUUGGGUGAGGAUCUUGGGAUGUCUGUGGAGCAAUAUAGUCCCUUCAGCGAUGCAGCCCACUCUUCCUUAGGACCCCUUCUUAAAGCUGCAGACUCCUCACAACUGAAGGCUUUUCAGUUAAAUGCUUGCUUCAAACGGCCGUUUUAAAGCACAGAACAAGCCUGGCUGAGUGGUGGUGGAUGCCUGUAAAUCCUGGCACUCAGGAGGCUGAGGCAGGAGGAUGGCUGGUUGGAGGCCAGCUUGGCUACAUAGAUAGCAAAGUUGUCUCAAGCAAACAAAUAUGCACAGAACACUGCUUGAUAAAACUUUGCUGUUUCCGAGGUAGUAGAGAGGGAGAGGUCAAAGAUGGUUUCUUUCUUUUCUUCUCUCUUUCUCAGUUACCUUUAUCUCUGUCUCUCCUUGCAGACAUGGCCUUGCUGUGUAGCCGAGGCUAGCCGGGAACUCACUUGUGGUCUAGAUUGGCUUCAAAUUCUUUUUUUGUUCUGUUUUGUUUGAGACAGGGCCUCCUUGUAGCCCCAGCUGGUCUGGAACUCCCUAUGUAGAGCAGGCUGACCUCAAUCUUACAGAGAGCCAUCCGCCUUUGCUCCCCCAAGUGCUAGGAUUAAGGGCAUGUGCCAUCAUUUUGAUCUGCUCCCUCAGUCUCCAGAGUGCUGGGAUUACAUAUGUAAAGAUGGUCUCUUGUAACCAGUUUCUUGGUGGCCUGAUGCUCCUGGUCACACCAGUACUUGGUGUGGGAUCUUACUGAGAGCACACCUGCUUGUUUAGUCAGCUAUCAGAGCUGGUGGAAACGUAGCCAGAGUAUGUUCCCUCAGUUCAACUAUCAUUUAAAAUCUGCCAGAGCUUAUGCAGAGUGAGAAAACCGACUCUGUUUAUUUCUCUUUGCCUCUGGAAUAUGUUUACUGCUUUGAACACUGAGGAAAUCACCUGUUUCUCACCAAGAGAAAGAGCUCGGCACUAAUGCCUUGCAGGCCCUGCUGGUGUCAGAGACCGGGAAGCUUUCCCUAGGGCUUCCAGAAUUGUCCUUUACAGUCUUUUUUAGUUAAAUGUCUGUGUACACAUGAGUGCAGGCACCCGUGGAAGUCAGAGGCACUGGAUCCCCUGGAGCUGGAUUUGUGAGCUGCCUGAAGUGGGUACUGGGAAUCAAACUUGGGUCCUCUGCAAGAACAGUACAUACUCUUAACCACUAAAGCUUCUCUCCAGCCUACUUUCUUUGAUUUGAAAUCAAAGGCUCAUUUCUUGGACUCUGGCGUGACCGCUGAGGCCCCAGGUCUCUGCAGGGAGAGGCUUACAGGGGUUUUAUUAUGCUCCUCUUCCUGGGCCUGCUGCUGUGUGAAAGGCCCUAGGGUUGUCUGAUACCUGGUGCCCAUGUAGGAUUUUCUUGAAGGCUGGUGUGGACUCGGCAAAAAGAAGGUUGUUGGUAGGGGAAGAAAGGCCUAAAGAUCUGGCUGGGGAGGGAGGGACAAGCUUGAUUGCUAGACUCUGGCUUCAGGAAUAAGGGAAGUUCAAUUUCAGAAGCCCUUUCAUGGCAGCAAAGAAAACAAUAAAGCAAAAAGGUUGUUUGGUUGUAAAGCUUAGUAUCAUUAAGAAAAACUGUUUUAAGGGUACGGAUGUAGUCAGUUGGUAGAGUGCUUGCCUAGCCUGUGUCUGAUCCCUUUCCAAGCACCCAUAAAGCAGGCAUGGCAGCCCAUGUCUGUAAUCUCAGCAUUGGGAGAUGGAGGCAGGAAGGUUAAAAAAUUCAAGGUCAUCUUUGGCUGCAGCCUGGGACAAAUGAGAGUCAUCUCCUUCCUCAUUAAAUCUAUGUGAAAAGACAAUUAUCAGGCAAUUGCCCUUUCCGUUCUCCCCCUUUGAAAAAAUACUUUGAUGAUUUCAUACACUGUAUUUUGAUCAUAUUUCACCCUCCUCCCCAGCUCCUCCCAGGCCCACCCCUUUCCCUACC